Molecule: messenger RNA, 870 nt
Organism: Anastrepha ludens (Mexican fruit fly)
Lineage: Eukaryota; Metazoa; Arthropoda; Insecta; Diptera; Tephritidae
Gene: mad2
Product: mitotic spindle assembly checkpoint protein MAD2A
Exons: 3
Coding region: 117-740 (207 amino acids)
Biological process (GO): mitotic spindle assembly checkpoint signaling
Cellular component (GO): cytoplasm; kinetochore; nucleoplasm
Source: RefSeq, a predicted model, not a curated record
GAGUACUUGUGUAAGCUAAGCAACCCUGCGCCGUGACAUCUUUUAUUUGAGCGUUUGGUUUAACUUCUUGUUAUAAGAUUUUUAUUUAUUUUCUUGCUUUAUUGCUAACUACAAAAAUGUCUACAGCCCAAAGUACAAAAAAUUGCAUCACACUACGGGGUUCAGCUCAAAUCAUUGUCGAAUAUCUAAAAUAUGGUAUUAAUUCUAUUCUAUUUCAACGUGGAAUAUAUCCGCCCGAGACUUUUGAGAAUACACAACAAUAUGGAAUAACUAUUCUGAUGUCGAAAGAUAAAAAGAUUGAAGAGUUUCUGGCAAAUGUAUUGCAACAAACGGAAGAAUGGCUUGCUAAAAAUAUGAUUGAAAAAAUUUCGAUGGUUAUAACAAAUGCACACACCAAAGAGGUGCUGGAAUGCUGGGACUUCAAAAUGCAGGCCGAGUUGGGCGAUGGUGAUGCCGGCGAUACUACAAAACCCACUUCUAGCAAAGAGUUGAAACGUAUACAAAAUGAAAUACGCGAUGUUAUGCGACAGAUAUCGGCCACUGUCAGCUAUUUACCUUUGCUUGAUUGCAUUUGUACUUUCGAUGUGAUGUUGUACACGUUGCAGAACUGUGAGGUUCCCGAAAAAUGGGACGAGACAGGUGCUGUAUUCAUACAAAAUGCUCAAGCUGUUCAGUUACGUUCUUUCUCAACUGGCCUGCAUAAAGUGGAUACCGUGGUUAAUUAUAAGAUGGCCUCCUAAUUGUACGCAAAAUCAAUUUUUAUUUCUUCGUUUAAAUCUAUUGAUGCGUUGAUUGUUCUUAAUAAACUACAUCGUAAAGAUUUUGAUAUUCAUAUAUUGUUCCUAUUUGCAAAUAAAAACGAACAUCGAU